AUAGGAUAUCCUCCCCUCUUGUCACCUCGUAGCCCCGUCGGACGAUUUGCCAAAAAUUGCUUGGUACAUACUUUAAGGGAAAUAAAAUGGCCGUCUAGCUAAAGCGAAGAAUACGAAACGAUACGAUAGGGUGGAAAGAUUUUUUCGGGAUAUUGAAAUAAACGCGUAACAUUACCGGAUACUUGCGUAAACGAAAAUGAGUUGCGGCACAACGAUGUACGCGUUAAAACCGAUUGUCUUGAUGCCAGGAGAAGUUUACGAGCCGAAAAGCGUGUACAUAAUGAAAAACAUAAACGAGGUUCAACAGAAGUUGAGUGAUCGUACGAGCCACGAGAGUAGCAAGAUUGUGUCGGAUAUUACCGAACAGGUUAUCAAGUUUUUAAAGAAUCCGUUGCCAGAAAUCGUAGAGCUGGAACUCAGGCAGGAAAAAAUUCUAUCACAGCUAGCCGAACUGAAGAAGCAGGUCUCUAGUCUAUAUGGAAUAUUAAAAAAUUCAAGACCUAGCAAUACUACCCAUGUCAUUGCUCCGAGAAGCAAGGAAAAGGUUCGCACGGAUUUGGUGGUAAAUGUAAAUCCCACUAAACCUCCUUUUUCAUUGUUGGCGUUGCAAAAUAUUUGGAAUGACACAGAUAUCUACGUUUCCUGUCACACUCACUCUACCAGCACAUCUCCAGUUCCUGAAUUUCCACUGACUGCGCAAAAUUUCAAUAGUGAGAACCACACCGUCGAGGUAUCACUGAUAUGGAAAGAAAUAUCAGAUCUGGAAGUAAUCAUCUCUGGCGUCCGAGGAACGCGACUCCUAGGUGAAGUGAGCCUCUUGAGGUACCUAAGCAGGCUUAUUGCCAGCCAUAAUUACGAGAGUAGGGAAUGUGGAAUUGACGCAUCGAAAAUUGAUUCUUUGCUAGACCUUUGCCAUGAGCUAUCUUUCCAAAAGUCACGAAUGCAUGCAAACUCGGUAUUUGCGACUCUAGCCGGUAAUGUAGGAAACGGACAAUGGCUGCUCUCAAGGAGCUCUCCAAGCAUAGCAGACGUAGCUGCAUGGUCAGCAAUCAAACAAUUAGAUGAUCCAAACUUGCCUGGUAACUUAACCAGCUGGUUCAAGAGAUGUGACAACGUCUUUUGGCGUAAAUAAUAACCUUGUGAAUAAUUGAACUACAGAUGACAAUAUUUUGUUAAUAAAGCCAAUGAUUUUAUGUUUUAAUGUAA
Messenger RNA from Neodiprion fabricii, 1206 nucleotides. It is a transcript of the gene AIMP2, whose product is annotated as probable aminoacyl tRNA synthase complex-interacting multifunctional protein 2. The transcript is spliced from 4 exons. The record is from RefSeq and is a predicted model, not a curated record. Gene Ontology annotation, cellular component: aminoacyl-tRNA synthetase multienzyme complex. Lineage: Eukaryota; Metazoa; Arthropoda; Insecta; Hymenoptera; Diprionidae. The coding region runs from base 197 to 1132 and encodes 311 amino acids.